AUCUCGAAGCAUUCUUGCCUGAUAUGCUCUAGCUAGCUGUCAAGGAGAGUUUAGAUCGUGAAGGGUUGGAAAGUGUAGAGGAGUAGUUUUAUUAGUAUUUACUGAGCUGGGAAGAGGGAGUUUGGAGCGUGUUGGCAUGUGAAAUAAUGUAAACAGACGUGAGAUAUUGUCUGCUGCCGCCGCCUCUUACCUAUGGAUGUUUGCAGCUUAGUACCCAGGGAGUUGCGAUAAAAAAUAAACUUUUGAAAAUGGAAUUAGGUCCCCCAGAUGUGAUGCAGCGCAGGGGAGCGCUGACUUUGCGCUCCAACUUUGCCCACUAUGGGAGACCCACCUUUGUGUACCUCUGGCACCAAAACAGAGAGGCUGAACCAAAGGAUUAUGAUAUACAUGAAAUUCCUUCGGGGUCUAAAAAUUUGUGUCGCUCUACCUAUUGGAGACUUGGAACUAUAAAUGAGAAAUGGAAAACCACAUAUCAAGAUUAUAUGUCACAGCCCUUUAGACUUAAAGAAUUUAAGGAAUUAAACAUUAAGAAGCCCCUGUUGGAUGAAGAUAAUUUUGAAGAUGCAGUUAUUAGCAGGGAGACAGGGCUUCCUGACACAGGUGCUGGAUCAAUAUUGCCACGUUACUCUCCAGAUCAUUUUACAAUGUUUCUUGACACAAUUUAUCAAAGAGACUACGUUGCACCAUAUGACUAUACUACAUAUGUUACUGCUCACUUAGGAGGAUAUUCUGUGAUUCACAGAAAAUGUCAUUCUCAGUUUACUGAUACAGCAGACUACAGAAGACAUGGUAUCAACACAUGGCAGGAUGAGAGUGGAAUAUACGCCAAUUCAGAUCUCAGGCAAAAAGUUCUUCCUGCAACUAGCCCAAUAUUGUCAAAUGUGAAUGAAGAUACUUAUUAAGUGCUCAUUACUUACAUGAAAUGUAUCUGUAUAUCUUGGUGAGGUUUUUGUGAAAUUCAUCUGCUAAAUAAAUAAGUCUCAAGCA
Sphaerodactylus townsendi is the source of this 987-nucleotide messenger RNA. It is a transcript of the gene CFAP95, whose product is annotated as cilia and flagella associated protein 95. The record is from RefSeq and is a predicted model, not a curated record. Lineage: Eukaryota; Metazoa; Chordata; Lepidosauria; Squamata; Sphaerodactylidae. Gene Ontology annotation, cellular component: plasma membrane. The transcript has 6 exons. Bases 249 to 902 code for a protein of 217 amino acids.